Messenger RNA from Closterium sp. Naga37s-1, 1890 nucleotides. NCBI's taxonomy places the organism in Eukaryota, Viridiplantae, Streptophyta, Zygnematophyceae, Desmidiales, Closteriaceae. The record is from the annotation of a GenBank genome assembly.
AUGGCAUCCCAUGUUGGUGCCGGAAGUACUAGUGGAACGGCUAUUAAGGAGGAUGGGGAUGACGGGAAUCUCGAGACAAGUGAGGAGGAGAAUAUGGUGACACAGGUUGCGCACGCGGGAGAGGAGGAACGGGAGGAGAGGCGGGAGAACGAGCAGGAGACAGCGUACAGUGCGUUGCAGCAGCUGGUUACCACGGUUUCGGCCGCUUGGUUAAUGAGAUACGCGGAGUGGGAGGACGAGGAGGUGGGGCGGGAGGAGGCGCGGGAGGGGGAGGGGGCGGAGAGGAGAGAGGAGGGGAUGGAGGGGAGGACAGAGGGGGGGGUGGAGGAGAGGAAGGAGGAGGGUACGGAUGGGGGGAUUGGAGCAAGGGCAGGCGGGGACGGGGAGAAAGACGUGCAUGGGGGUAGAGAGGGAGGGAGGGUUGAAGGUUGGGAGCAACGGCGUGAGGGAGUUGGAGGGUUGGGGACGAAAGGCGGGCGAGAAGGGGUGGGAGAGAAGGAGAGGGAGUUGGGUAAGGCUGAGCGGAGGGAAGAAAGGGAGGAGCAAGAGGGGGUGGAAGGCAGGGAGAGAGGGAGGGGGAAGGAGAGGAGCGGUGGAGAGAAGAGAGGAGAGGUGAACAGAGGGGCGGAAGGGGGAGAGGAGCAGAGGAGGGGGGAGGAGAGGCGAGUGGAGGGGAGUGGAGCAGAAGGGAGGAGCGGGGGGGAGGCGAGGAGCGGGGGCACAUGGGAGGACCUGGUGGUGGAUGUGCAGUCACGGCUGUGGAUGACGUACCGCUGGGGCUUCCCCCCCCUGCCCUGCGCGGCUGCUGCUGCUGCUUCUGAUGGCGCUGCUAGUGCUGCUGCUGGCGGGGCUGAUGCUGCUGCUGGCGGUGGCCCUGCUGUGCCACCGGUUGGGUCGCCAGUGGAGGCGACAUGCGGGCAGGGAGGAGCAGGUGAGGGGAGGUGGUGGGUGAGAGAGCGGGGAGAUGGGUGUGAGGAGGUGAGCUGGGGAAGAGAGCCAUACUACGAGGUCCUUCGUCUCUUUGCAGACUCCCCCUCCCCGCUCUCCCCGUUCUCUCUGCACAACUUGGUUCGGGCCGGCGCUAGGCUUGGCGUCAAGGCUGGGGCAUGGCUCGGACCAUACCGGCUGUGCGUCACGCUCGGGAGCCUGGUUCGGGAGAUGGAGGAGGGGGCAGUAGAGGGUGGUGUGGGUGAGGAGGAGACAGGGAGAGGAGAAGAGGAGGGUAGCGAAAGGCAGGAAAAGCAUGGGGAUGGGGGGAUGGUGAGAAGAGCAAAAGCAAGAAGAGAUGGUGAGGUACAAGAAAACGGCAAGGAAGCUGGUGACUUGUCAUCACGGAGUGAAGAAGGACGAUUGUGGGGCAAGGCGGGGCCACUGUGGGGCAUGCGGGUGCAUGUGGUGGGGGCGCAUCCGGGGGGGGAGGGAGGGGGAGGCGCACCCAUGCUGUGUGUUGAUGAGGUUAUGGCUCUGUGCUGUGGGGGAGGAGGAGGGGGAGGGGGGGAGGAGGGGAAGGGAGGGGGGAGGGAUUUGGAAGGUGGGGAAGCAGUGGAGGAACAAGGGGGGGAGAGGGGAGGGGAGAGGGAAGGGGAGAGGGGAGAUGAGGAACGAGGGGAGGCGAGGAGCGCAUGGCGGGCGGUGCUGAUCCUGGUGCCAUUGGUUCUCGGUGUCGACCACAUGGACGCCCGCUACCAGGAGGCGCUGCGCCGCACUUUCGCCUUUCCCCAGAGCGUGGGCAUUGCGGGAGGCAAGCCCAACACGUUGCUCUAUGUCAUCGGCACACACCAGAGCGAUGUGCUCUUCCUGGACCCGCACUACCCACAGCAGGCUGUUACAUUUCCUGAAGGGCCAAUCAGCACAUGCCAUGUGGACACAUCAUCCUACCAUUGCAGGUGA